Tigriopus californicus is the source of this 1752-nucleotide messenger RNA. RefSeq names its product cell division cycle protein 20 homolog. Gene Ontology annotation, cellular component: anaphase-promoting complex. Gene Ontology annotation, biological process: positive regulation of ubiquitin protein ligase activity; positive regulation of anaphase-promoting complex-dependent catabolic process; anaphase-promoting complex-dependent catabolic process. Gene Ontology annotation, molecular function: ubiquitin ligase activator activity; protein binding; anaphase-promoting complex binding. The record is from RefSeq and is a predicted model, not a curated record. Lineage: Eukaryota; Metazoa; Arthropoda; Copepoda; Harpacticoida; Harpacticidae.
CAUGUCGUCUCAGUUCUCGUUGGAGCAAGCCCUCCAAUCGGCUACUCGUCUGGACUCCUCCAUCAGCAUGGGGCGUCCCCGUGCGGGCCGACCCCGCCCCUUGGUCUCCGUGAAGCGCUCCGAUGCGAGCCAGGGGGUGGAGGGAGGGACGGGCUCGGCGUCCAAUCGCUGGCUCUCUGCCUCCAUGGGCUCGGGUAUGAAUCGAUCGCGCUCCGAAUCCCGCCUUCAAAGUCAUUCGGGCCUAGAGAUCCGUGUGGGGAGCGGGGGUGCGGCUCGGAACCGCAGCGACACGCCUACCAGAUCUUGCUCCAGUCUGAUGGAUUUGAACAAGACCCCCACUCACGGAGAUCGGUUCAUACCCAACCGUUCCACGACGGACAUGGAAUACGCCCAACACUCGAUUUCACGGUCACGAGAUGAUCUGUCGGCCAGUGGUGCCAACCAUGACCAUCAGAUGUCGAGUCUGACCGAACAACUCCGACGACAAACCAUGAAUGAAGUCCUGCAAGGCGGAGAUGCGGCCAAUCGGACUUUGAACGGCGGUAGCCGCAUCUUGUCUUAUCGGAAUAAGGCCCCGGUGCCCAAUGAGACGCACGUGAACAAUCUCAAAGUGGUGUAUUCCACGGGCAAACCUAAGGUUCAAGCAGCGGCCAAGACGCGUCAGGUGGCGUCCAAUCCGGACAAGAUUUUGGAUGCCCCUGACCUCGAAAAUGACUUCUACCUCCACUUGUUGGAUUGGUCCUCGAAUAACCAUUUGGCCGUGGCAUUGGCGACGAGUUUGUUCAUAUGGAACGCGGGCGAUGGGUCCAUUGCCGAGUUAUUCACGCGCGAGAACGACGAAGACACCGUGUGUUCGGUUCGUUGGGUGAAAGAAGGAAACAUCCUGGCGGUCUCGAAUCUCACGGGUGCCAUUGAAUUGUGGGACGUGACGGACUCGAAAUUCCUCCGCCGCAUGGACGCUCAUUCUGAUCGGGUGGCCGUGAUGGAUUGGAAUCAGUACCUAUUGGCCAGUGGAUGCCGGGAUGGGAUGGUUCAUAUCAAUGACGUGAGGGUAUCCGAUCAUCUAGCCCACAGAUUGGACGGACAUUCUCAGGAGGUGUGUGGUAUGGCUUGGUCUUCGAAUGGCCGAUACUUAGCCACUGGCUCCAAUGACAACUUGGUGUUGGUUUGGGAUUCGCGACAAUUCAACACACCCCUUCACACGCUUAAUCAACAUCAAUCGGCCAUAAAAGCUAUGAGUUGGUGUCCUUGGCAACCCAAUGUCCUGGCCACGGGAGGUGGGACGAGUGAUCGAACCAUCAAGUUCUGGAAUGCCACCUCGGGCAAUCUCAUUCAAUCUGUACAUUCGGGUUCGCAAGUGUCGUCCCUGGUUUGGAACUCUGAGUAUAAGGAACUGAUAUCGGCUCAUGGUUACCAACACAAUCAAUUGACCGUUUGGAAAUAUCCCGACAUGACGAAAGUGUCCGACUUGAAGGGCCACACGGAUCGGGUUUUGGUGAUGGUUCCGUCUCCCGAUGGGACCACCGUCGCAUCUGCCGCUGCCGACGAAACAAUCCGAUUAUGGAAGGUAUGGCCUCCAAUUGUCAAGAAGAAAGUGGUCAAGAAUAUUGCCAAAGACGCGGGAUCGCUUCUAUCUCAACGAGUAAUUCGAUGAGCAAUUUGCAAUACCAUGUCCAACAUGUAUCGACGAAAACGACUUAGGUUUGAAAACGAAUAACUGACAAGUGAAAUAGAUUCCAGAUGUGAAGUUAA